Messenger RNA from Stylophora pistillata, 2019 nucleotides. Its product is annotated as synaptic vesicle 2-related protein. The record is from RefSeq and is a predicted model, not a curated record. Gene Ontology annotation, molecular function: transmembrane transporter activity. Gene Ontology annotation, biological process: transmembrane transport. NCBI's taxonomy places the organism in Eukaryota, Metazoa, Cnidaria, Anthozoa, Scleractinia, Pocilloporidae. Gene Ontology annotation, cellular component: membrane.
CAAACAUUCACUUUGUCAGAAGCUGUGGAAGCAAUUGGAAUGGGAAAGUUCCAGAUCCUACUCAUUCUUAUGGCUGGCUUUGUCAAUGAUGAUAAGUGUAUAAAAAUAGGAAUAUAUAAAGAAAUAGGUGUCUUAAGGAUACUUAGCAUCAGUUUUAGAACUUUGCUGUAAGCAUGAUUUUUUUUAUGUUGUUUAGUAUGUUAAGAGGGGCACCUGUAUAGUAGAGUUAAUUCUACAUUAAUUCACAAUUUCCCAAACCAGUUGUAUUAUGAUUUUACCUAACAUAUUUAUUUUUUUAGGAUCUAUUACGAUAGUCUGAGACAAGGAAAAUAGUAGAUGGAAACUUAAAAGGAGGGAAACAUUUGAAGCAGGAGAUUUUGUGAUUACAAUAAUUUUAGAUGGAGGAAGUAAUGUGUCAUAAGAAGUGAUAGUACUCUGUGUCUUAUUGUAAAUACUGUUAAGUUAUGUUUGUAAAGAGUAUUUAAUGACAACUGAAAAAAAAAAACACAAGUCUAAAAGUGUAUCCACUUUGUGGAAUUUUCUAACUUUUAGAUGUGUGAUUCCUUGGAACUCUUGUUGCUUGCGGUUUUAAGUCCAGCAGUACACUGUCUGUGGCAUUUGUCAUCAUGGGAAGAGGCUUUCAUUACUACAAUUGUUUUUGUUGGUAUGGCUGUUGGCUGUCCUGUGUGGGGCUGGUUAUCUGACAAUUUAGGACGAAAAAGUAUGAUUAUUAUAAGUGCAAGCUGGCUCUGGUAUUUUGGUUUCAUUAGUUCUUUUUCACCGCAUUACUUCUGGCUUGUUGCAUUAAGAUGCUUGGUCGGAUUUGGAAUUGGUGGUAUACCAACAAUGUACACACUUCUAAUUGAGUUCCUUCCCAUUCAUAUGAGGUCAUACAUCAUCUUGUGCCUUGCUUUUUUCUGGGCACUUGGAUCAACUUUUAUGGUAGUUGUAGCUCUUAUUGUCAUGCCCACACGUGGCUGGAGGUGGAUGACGGCUAUUGCGACAAUCCCUGUUAUUAUAUUUAUCAUUUUAUGUAGGUGGUUGCCAGAAUCACCUCGGUAUCUGAUUACUGCAGGUGAAAAAGAGGAGGGAAUGGAGGUAUUGAAACGUAUGGCCAGAAUCAAUGGCUCCAAGCUCCCACCAGGAACUCUUAAAAUUGAGACAGAGACUGCUGAACAAGGGAAAAUCCAAGUUCUUUUUAACUCAGAAUAUAGAUUGACAACCCUUCUUCUGUGGCUAACUUUGUUCACUUCUGGAUUUUUGUACUAUGGUGUUGUGUUAAUGUCAGCGCAAGUUCUUCAGCAAGUCAGACCAGAUGAGAGUAUAUGUGAUAGAGAGAGUUUGUCUACUGCUACUGUUGGAUGUGGCUGCCAACUUCUUACAGUCAAUGAUUAUAUGAACCUUCUUUGGACAACAAUAGCUGAGUACCCUGGAAUAUUGUUUACGAUGCUCUUUAUGGAGAGGCUUGGUAGAAAGAAAACUUUAGCUGGAGAGUUCUUUAUAAUAGCUGCAUGCUUGGGACUCAUGUUUAUUUGUACUGAGAGAACUUUAUUGCUGGUACUUUUAUUCUUGGCUCGUGGGAUGUCAUUAGGUGUCUUCCAAGGGUUUUUUGUUUAUGCCCCCGAGGUUUAUCCCACAGUCAUCCGAUCAUUAGGAUUCGGGUUUUGUUCUACCUGGGCUCGUAUUGGAGGAAUGUUAACACCUUACAUAGCUCAGGUAUUGCUGCGAGUGUCAUGGAACUUGUCUCUGAGUGUUUAUAUAUCACUUAGUGUGAUGUCUUUAGUGGCUACACUACUGCUGCCUUAUGAAACCAAGGGACGCCCAAUGCAGGAAAUGUGACAAAAAUGAAUCUACUCCUUCAGAACACUAUAGUUGAAUAAUUAGUAGUUUGAUUUGAAAAAUCAUGGUUUAAUUUCCAGUAACACUCAAUUUGAACUUGUACGAUCAGAUGCACAGUCAACAGUAGUUUUAAAGGUGUUGUAAGUUUCUAAAGAAAUUGUAGUGCCGUGUCAGUGAGUG